Sinocyclocheilus grahami is the source of this 2232-nucleotide messenger RNA. Its product is annotated as occludin-like. Gene Ontology annotation, biological process: bicellular tight junction assembly. The coding region runs from base 261 to 1655 and encodes 464 amino acids. Gene Ontology annotation, cellular component: bicellular tight junction; apical plasma membrane; cytoplasmic vesicle. The transcript has 9 exons. The record is from RefSeq and is a predicted model, not a curated record. Lineage: Eukaryota; Metazoa; Chordata; Actinopteri; Cypriniformes; Cyprinidae.
GUUCAGGGCGGGGCUGCACCUGUGCAGGUGAGGACGGGAGGAGGCUGGUUUCACUGAUGUGUCGUGUGAGAGAGGGCAGAUCUAUGAAACUCUCGGUAUUCAGCGGGCGUUUCCUAGAAGCUGAGCGUUUUGUAGGUCCGUGAAAUACUCCUAUACGGAGCGAGGAAGGGUUACAAAAUAUUUACCAGAUUUGACUGCUUUGGUAAGGAAGAGGAUUUCACCUAGAUAACCCUGUGAAGUUUGUCCAGGAAACUAACAUCAUGCCGAAAAAAUCAAGUCGCCCUCCUGCAUAUGGUGGCAGACAUCACCACCGAUCCUCCCAUCGCACACCUUCUUACCACCCUGAUGAGAUGCUUCACUUUUACCGCUGGACGUCACCCCCUGGUGUCAUGAAGAUUUUGUGCAUCAUUAUCAUCAUUUUGUGUGUGGCUAUGUUUGCCUGUGUAGCCUCCACACUGGCAUGGGACUAUGAUGCCAGCGCCAUGGGCCUCGGGGGUCUUGGGAUGGGAGGCGGCUAUAGCGGUGGAUCGUAUGGUGGUGGAUCGUAUGGCGGUGGAUACGGCGGUGGACUUGGUGGAUAUGGAGGAAGUUACGGUGGGGGUCUCGGAGGCUAUGGAGGCGGCACAUACAUGGACCCGAAAUCAGGCAAGGGCUUCAUCAUAGCGAUUGCGGCAAUCACUUUUAUCGCUGUGCUCAUCAUCUUCAUCCUGGUGGUGUCGAGACAGAACACUUCACAGUCUCCCUCAUUCUAUCUGGCCUCCAUCAUUAUUUGUGCCAUUCUGGCUUUACUCAUGCUCAUCGCCACCAUCGUGUACCUGGUUGCUGUUAACCCCACUUCUCAGACGUCUGGAUCCAUGAUGUAUAAUCAGAUCUUGCAGAUGUGUGCACAAUACAAGAACCAAGAUCAGGCCUCUGGCAUCUUCAUCAAUCAGUAUUUAUACCACUACUGUGUAGUGGAGCCUGAAGAGGCCAUUGCCGUUGUUCUUGGGUUUCUGGUUGUGGUUGGAUUGAUCAUCUUACUCGUGUUCGCGGUGAAGACCCGAGGGCAGAUCAGGAGAUAUGGCAGGGAGCGUGUUCUGUGGUAUGACGUGAAGACCAUCACCGACGGCCUCACGUCUCAAGGCAUCGGGGAAUGGGUUAAAAAUGUUUCUGGAGAUCCAGAGGCUUUUGUCAAUGACCACAAUGAUCAAAUCAGGGUUACACAGCCAAUGGUUUACAGCCAGAAACCAAUUUACCUUCCAAGUGGUUCUGACGUGACAAGCUCUUUAAGUGGACUGAAGGGCAAACUAAGAGACUAUGACACUGGAGAGUCUGGAGAUGAGCUGGACACUGACUAUCAAAGUGAGUAUCCUCCCAUCAUGAAUGAGCAGGAGAGGCUUGAGUACAAGAGAGAGUUUGAUAGAGACCAUAUGGAUUACAAGCGUCUUCAGGCUGAGCUAGAUGAUAUUAAUCAGGGCUUGGCAGAAACAAAUCGAGAGCUGGACAGCCUGCAGGAAGGCAGCCCACAGUUCAUGGAUGCCAUGGAUGUAUACAACAGGCUUAAAAGUUUGAAGAAGUCUUCAGACUAUCAGAUGAAAAAGAAAAGGUGUAAACAGCUGAAGACAAAACUGUCCUUGAUCAAAAGAAGGGUCAGCGAUUAUGACCACAGACAAUAAAAACUGGCACUGGAAACUCUGGAGGGUAUAUUACGUGACAUGUUUUGUUUUGGGACUUUACUGUAUCUGUAUUUCUGUAUUAAAAAUCUGUAUCACUGUAUUACUAUCAAGAACUGUGUGGCUGCUGUAUGACAGGUUUUUGCUUUUGAGCCAAACUAAGCUUGAUCAAAAUAUUGUGGUAUCAAUGAAGUAUUUUGUUUUAUUUUUUUAAAGUUAGAUGAAGUCUCCUUUUAUCUUUAUCCUCAGACAUUUAGUCAAGUCAAAGUUAGUGUAUCUUAUAUGAGACUGUGGCCACUUUUUGCUGUAGUUUUAGGGAUCUUCAAGCAAAGACGUUCCAAUGUUGUUUGUUAUAAUGAUUUCUUAGUGGAUUUUCUUUUUUUAACUUUCUUUUUUUUUUUUUACUUGUUGAUUGAUUGGUCACCAGAAUAGCAAUCUAUUCUUUUUUUAAGUACACAUUUAUAGAAUAGGUGUGAAUUCAAUUUCAAUUAUAACAUUUAUAUAUAUAUUGGUUCUUUAAGUCAAUUCUGUCGAAUUUAUAGAGAAUUCAGGCAAAUUGUGUUGAAUGUACAGUACAUUU